This is a messenger RNA of Marasmius oreades (fairy-ring Marasmius), 1301 nucleotides long. RefSeq lists its product as uncharacterized. The record is from RefSeq and is a predicted model, not a curated record. The coding region runs from base 96 to 857 and encodes 253 amino acids. NCBI's taxonomy places the organism in Eukaryota, Fungi, Basidiomycota, Agaricomycetes, Agaricales, Marasmiaceae. Gene Ontology annotation, cellular component: proteasome core complex. The transcript is spliced from 6 exons.
UCUUUCACCACCCAUCUCUCAUCGUCGUUGCGGACGAUAAACCCGAUUUUUUUUGUCAUCGCCUUCCUCGUCUCGAAACGAUCACCACUUUAACGAUGCCCGACAUGGUCUCAAUAGGUCAACCUCAACAACGACAGUUCAACCCCUACAGCGAAAACGGAGGCACGAUAUUGGCCAUUGCUGGAGCAAAUUUCAGCGUUAUUGCCGGCGACACCCGUCAAAGCGAAGGCUACAACAUCCAGACGCGAUACGCACCCAAAGUCUUCAGAUUAACGGACAAAGCGGUUUUAGCUGUGAACGGAUUUGCUGCCGAUGGGAGUAUGUUUGUGAAGAAGGUCAAACAAAGGCUGGAGUGGUACCGACAUGCUCAUGCAAAAGAUAUGCCUUUGCGAGCCAUCGCACGACUAAUUCAAACCAUGCUGUACUCUCGAAGAUUCUUCCCUUACUACGUCUACAACAUUCUCGGCGGCAUUGAGGAAGACGGUUCGGGCGCCGUGUACUCGUUUGACCCCGUGGGCUCAUAUGAACGUGAAUCAUGUCGUGCUGCCGGUGCGGCUCAAUCACUUGUUCAACCAUUCCUGGACAACCAAAUCUAUUUCAAGAAUCAGAGACCACCACCUGGAACUUCAAACCCAACUCACUUGCCUCUCCAUGAGGUACUUUCGCUCGUGAUCGAUUCCUUCACGUCCGCAACGGAGAGACACAUCGAGGUCGGUGAUGGGUUGGAAAUUUUUGUCGUGUUGGCGAAAGGAAGCACUACGCAAGGGUUGGAAAACUUUGCUAAUGUUCAGGAGAUGACACAGACGAGGGAGGGAGAGCGGAUGUUCAAUAUCAGGAGAAAUCUGAAGAGGGAUUGAGGGAGAGAGAUGGUUUUUCUCGCUCUUGCUUGCUCUCUGUAAAGGCUAAACUUUCUCGCCCCUCGUCUUUUGAUCGUGUCCGGUCGUCCUAAUCUUCCGCCUUCCCCUGUUCAAUAACUUUCUCCCUUGUUCCUCCUAUCCGCUCUUUCUUGCUGGACUGUUCUCCCCUUCUCGCAUCCUUGAUAGAUUCCUCCCAAACCUCUUUUCCGCCUCCCCAACAAACGCUCAAUCGAACAAACUGCAAUAACGUUUCACCGUUUUGUUACUUUUUUGACGCUUUUUUUUUGUUUUCUUUUGAAUGCAAAAAUUGUUAGUAGCUACUUAUUUAAAAUCUGCUGCAUUACUGUAUUGUACGUAUCUUGACUGUAGAUGGAAACCCUAUAUUUUCUUACUUUCCCUGCCUAAGGAAAACAAAAACACAGUGCAUGUGCACGAAGUUUUACC